AUGUCAUUCAGCAGUCUCUGCAAUAUCUGCAGGGACGUGGACUUCCAUGGCAUCUUCACAGGCCGUGAUUACGCCAAUUACCCCGAUGGUUUCAACCCGUACCGGGCAGAUCUCGACUCUCGGAAACAGGUCCCGAGAACCUGGGGGCACAUCAGAAUGCAUGUGCGAUGCUGUACCUUUUGCAUGUUGACUUUCCAUCAGAUACGGACACUUAGGAUGAUGACACGCACCUCAAACCGUCUGAACGUACCCGACCCUUUCCCGGAUGCAAGAGAAAAUGAGAUGGUGAUUACGGCGGUCGAGAUAGGAACAGGCAUGUUUGACGGAGAGUUUACGCAGUGUAUUGGCUUUCAUAACGGUACAUAUCGGCAUCCCAGCCAUGGUUCACUCAUGAUUCGUGGUCUUCAGCUGAGUUCUCCGAAGCGCUCUCCUACAGCGGCUUGGGAGCGCGCACGUCAAGUCAAGGAACAAGCCGAGUCGCGUUUGGGACUUCAAGCAAACAAGAAAUUGAACAUAAAAUUUGGGAGCUGUUUUGGCGGGAGACUCGUCGGCGCAGAUAUUGACUUUGAACUCUGUAAAACCUGGUUAGAUCUUUGCAAUGAGCAGCAUGAGGAGUGCAUGGAGUACAAACCAGUCGGCAAGAUAACUCGGCCAAACAGGCUUAUCGAUGUUCAGAGUAACUGCAUUGUCUCUGGAUCCUCUUCACACGAUGACUAUGCUGCCUUGAGCUACGUCUGGGGUGGUGGUAUACCUGGUACCCAGCUAACGACCUCCAACGAGAAAGAGCUCCAACAAACAGGGAGCCUCUCCGCACCAGGCAUAAUUUUGGGCCAUACCAUUACUGAUGCCAUGAAUUUCUGUCGGCAGAUCGGUCUGCGCUUCUUGUGGGUCGAUCAAUUGUGCAUUCCCCAAAAGCCGGGCUCGGUCGACCCAGAGAUCCACCACAUGGCGUCAAUCUACUCCGGAGCAACUUGUACUUUGGUUGCCUUGAGCAGUAAUUCCUUUUGCGACCCCCUCCCGGGAGUCCGGCCGGGCACACGGCAGCCAGAGACACAACACAAGGCUACUAUAAGGGGUUUGAGUAUCAUGACAUGCUACCCAUCGCUCUUCACUGAGAUAGAGAGCUCAGUCUGGUUCAGUCGCGGCUGGACAUUCCAAGAAGCAGCGUUCUCGAGACGAAUCUUUUUCUUCACGACGUCACAGAUCUUCUUCCUUUGUCGCGAGACGAUGUACUGCGAGGAAAGUGUCUGGGAAGUACCAGGCGGUAAUUCUACGGCAGCUUCAGCAAACACCGAAACGACAGAGGCUGGGAGAAUAAAGGAUCUGAUGCUCCUCCGCUCAAAUGGAUCGUACCCAGAGGGGGGCUACUACAGGAUUGUAGAAGAGUACACCAAGCGUACCCUGGGUCAUCCUGAGGAUAUCCUCAAUGCGUGGGCCGCCGCGGUCCAGUGGAUGGAGGAAGACAAGAAGUGGGGAUCGACAUGCAGUUUUGGUCUUCCCUUAGACCAGUUUGGGUUCGGGCUGGGAUGGCAACCACUCCAUGGCCAUGACCCCCAUCCUGAUCAUCAACGGACUGACUUCCCCAGUUGGAGUUGGUCAAGCUUCCAGGGUCCAGUUGAGUGGUGCCUUGCAGUACCAUCCAGUACACGGACGUCUGGUGGUGGACGAGAGAGUGGCUGGGCUAGGUCUGGCAUUAUCCAAGAGACAGACAUCGACAAGGCGUUGUGUGAGAGAUAUGAUAAAUAUCUUUCACCAGUUCGUACAUCCCAGAGUCCUUUCGCGCAGCAAAAUCCUAUCCUGGAGUUCAAAACCUCAGCUGCUCACAUCACAGUCUCCAAAACGCCCGAUGGUAGGAUGGAACUGCCAAACUUUGACAUAAUAGGGAAAGACGGGUAUUCGAUCGGAAGUCUGCAGUGUGAUCCUGGCUGGCGUGCCGAGCAACCAGAGCAACUGGAGUUUAUCAUCUUUGCCACUGCUAAACUGACGGAUCCAGAGCCUCCACAGUACUCGGGAUAUACUGCCGGUUGCGGAACAAGCCGAUAUAAUGCAAAGAUGAGCGGUCGCUUGUUUUCCGAUCAAUACAGCUUUGACGCCGCUGUCUCUCAGUGGCAGGAUUUAUGCUCAAAGGAGCGAUUUGUGGUCGAUUUAAUGUGUAUCUCCAGAGAAGAUGACGGCCUCGCCAGGAGGGUUCAGGUUUGCCAUGGCAUAUCCUUGGAUCAGUGGAUGAGCCUAGAUCCCAAGGAAGUGUCAGUCAGACUCGGAUGA
Fusarium fujikuroi IMI 58289 is the source of this 2265-nucleotide messenger RNA. Its product is annotated as related to tol protein. The coding region runs from base 1 to 2265 and encodes 754 amino acids. Lineage: Eukaryota; Fungi; Ascomycota; Sordariomycetes; Hypocreales; Nectriaceae. The transcript has a single exon. The record is from RefSeq and is a predicted model, not a curated record.